AGUCCUGCUGGUAAGCUUGAAACCAUUGUGAACCCAGUCGCCCAGAAGCAGCAGCAGCAUCAGCGUGGUUAGUUUCUCUGCUCCAACAUGACCUCAGACAUUAACACAGACUUGGAUCUGGAGCUGGAUGGGUUGCUGCAGGAGUUCCAGGAUGUGGUGGAGGAGCUGAAGGCCCCCUCUCUGAGCAAACCGCAUCCUUACCAGCACGUCUUGCAGGAGGCCAAAAGUCGCACGGGGCUGGGAGACGACAGCGGAGUGGAGGACUCGGAUUACAGCAGCGAAGCUUCUUUGGGAAACAGUUUGAACACCAGCGAGGAGGAGCUUCGCACAGCAGGCAUAAUGCUGGCACCGAAAGCCAAGCUGGGAGACACAAGGGAACUUGAGAGUUUUAUCGACAUGUUGGACCGAGAACUUGCAGAGAUGUGAACUGAGAAAGAAAGAGAGACACGAAGAUGGGGAGAAACAGGCCGUGGGCGACUUGGCUGGCUACCGCAGAUCUACACCAGGGCAGAUCUGAGGGAACAAAUGCUUCACCAGGGGAAAAGGUUAACAUCAGAAAUUAGAAGGGCACUCCAUUCCAAAAUGCAAGAUCCCCCCCAGACCUUUGGCGACGCCUCGUCAAGCUGGAAAGACGAUGCCCCAACAGCUUCAGAUCAGAGAUAUGCGACAAAUUACUGAAACUAGACCAACCCUAAACCCUCUGGAGGUACGAGAAAACGCUCCCAGAGCAUAGGAAGCAUGCUAUUGCAAAAUGUACAUUUCCAAUAAGUACAAUGGCCCUAAAUCCUCAGUGUUAUUUAUUGUAUAAGGAAGCUGGUCCAAAUUACAGACGGAACUUUAGUUUUAAAUGAAUUAAAGUCCAAGAGGUCCAGAUCUGUGUAUAGGCCAUCAAAAGUUAUGUAUAUGCAGACAUUUCCAGUGUAUAUUUCUUGUUAAUAUUCCUUUCUUUUUUAGAUAUAUAUAAAUGGUUGUACAGAUUUAUAUAAAUAAAGUUACAUUUUCAUUGAA
This is a messenger RNA of Notothenia coriiceps (black rockcod), 1008 nucleotides long. RefSeq names its product regulator of cell cycle RGCC. The coding region runs from base 88 to 426 and encodes 112 amino acids. The transcript has 5 exons. The record is from RefSeq and is a predicted model, not a curated record. Gene Ontology annotation, biological process: regulation of cell cycle. Lineage: Eukaryota; Metazoa; Chordata; Actinopteri; Perciformes; Nototheniidae.